GCCGCACGCGUGGCUGUUCCCGCGGGUCUGGGCCGUCGUGUGCCACGGCGGCAGCGGCACCACGGCGAUGGCGCUGCGGAGUGGCCGGCCGGCGCUCGUGGUGCCCGUCGCCGGGUGCGGGCCCGAGUCCGGGUUCGGGAUCGCGGAGAUGACGGGGGAGAAGUUUGAGGAGCGGCUGAGGGAGCUGCUGAAGCCCGAGUACGCCGCGGCGGCGGAGCGGUUUGCGGAGGGGCUGAAGGGGGAGAGGCCCGGUGAGGAGGUCUGCCUCGAACAGAUCGUGGAGACGCUGGGGGUGUACGAAAGGGAGGGAAGAUGCGCCGUCUACGAUGGGCGGCCCGCGAUCUGGAGAACGCCGGGUGGGCAGCAGCUAUCCGCUGUCGCGGCGCAUGUUCUUGUCGAAAACGGGAGGGUGAAAGGGGAGGAUCUGAGGGCAUUGAACCUCGUCAAGUGGCCCGACCUGGUCAGUCCUGGAGACCCGGUCACGGGGCUGGUUUUGGGGAUCGGGCAAGCACUUGGGAGUGUUGUGGAGGGUGCGGAAGGAGGGCACUGGGGAAAGCUGGGACUUCACAUACUGAGAGCUGCCCUGACGAUCCUCGCCUUCGUGGCGUCCGGCCUCUUCAACCUCCUCGACUUCAUCUUGUACAAGCUCGCGCCACCGUGCGAGCCGAAACUCUAUGCGACCAAGCCGCGGACCUAUACGUACGUGCAGAUGCUCAGCUUCCUCGUCGCCGCACCCCUGGUCGAGCUCGCGUCGGGCGUCUUGCGGCCGCCGGUCCUCGCGCGGACGGGACGGGGCGCGUUGAGGGCGGCGCUGGAGGUGCCUCUGGCGGUCGUCAGGACGCUUCUGGCCCUGCUAAACCUCGCCGCGGGGUUCGCGGGCACCACGCUGCGGCGCCUGGAGGUCGCGUGCGCGCGGGCGAUGGGCGAGAGGCCGAGGCCAGGGUGAGGCAGGGGCGGCUCGAGGCGGAGAGGUUGAGAGUGGAGGGGGCGGAGGCGGGGAAGGAUCUGAUUGGGGAUAUCGUGAGGAAGUGGGAUGAGAAGAAGAGGGCUUGAGCGAUUCGGUCCCCGUUCGUCGUAACAGUAUGGUCCCUCCGGCGUUUGUUCAUGGAGGAAAGGGUGUCGGGUUACGGCGAGGAGACGUUAUAUAGAACGGCUUAAAGACCAGAUGCAAAAUAGAUCUAUAAUUUGUCCCUGAUGCGAGACCUCGAGGCCCAGCUGCAUCUCUGGCCGGCGGGUGCUGACCGUCCAG
Colletotrichum navitas is the source of this 1249-nucleotide messenger RNA. RefSeq lists its product as uncharacterized. The transcript has 2 exons. Bases 68 to 946 code for a protein of 292 amino acids. Lineage: Eukaryota; Fungi; Ascomycota; Sordariomycetes; Glomerellales; Glomerellaceae. The record is from RefSeq and is a predicted model, not a curated record.